GCACACAAAUAUCUUUGUGUGUGUGUGUGUGCGUGUGUGUGCAUCUGCUUAUGCGUAGAAAAAAAGAAGGGGGUGUGUUCACUUGGAGACAGCGGGGAUAGCUUAUUAGGAAAUCAUCCCUCUUAGCCAAUGGUUUUUAAGAGUGAGGCAGAUGUCAUUUGACUGAGAAGUACCACCUCCCACUGCCAGCACAUCCCCUUCAGUGUAGCGCAGCGCUGUGUGAGAGCACCACUGUGACUGCUCUCUCCUCUCUGUCUGUGUUUCUCUCUCAUUGUCCACAGACACUUUCACGCCUUCUCUCUGAUUUCUCUCCCUCUCUUUUAUCUGCGCUCGUGGUCCCUCUCCUCGCCCCUCCUCUCUUUGCUUUUUUCCUCUCCUCUCCUCUCUUCUCUCCUCUCCUCUCCUCUUUCUCUCUGUGACUCUGUCCCAUAGGCAGAGAUAGGAUCUGUUACAAACAGCAGCAGCCACACCAAGAGCCCAGGCCCUGUAGCCCAUGCUGACUUAUGCCAACCCCAGUAGGAACAUCAGUGGGUGGGUACUUGACAGAGCCAGCACCAGGGAGUUAAUUCCACUCAGUGUUGCUGGAGGUGUGACACAACCCCAGCCCUCUACACAUUGAUUCACUCAGGAUUAAGCCACUGCAUGAUGCUUCAGGCGGGAGGGCUGGCGCAGCUGAUUUACUGUCCCUGUCAGACUUAACGUCUUUGGAGGCCUCCUCUGCCCUGCUCUUGUCCUCUGUGGAAGAACUAGUGAAAAGCAUCUGCCACUGCACCAACCGGAUCACCCAAAGGGAUGACUGGAAGUCAUCUUGCACAGGAGUAAGAGAGGAAGCAAUGGGCUGGACUAUGACUCUAAAAGAUGACUUUGGGGUCAUUGCCUGGAAACAGCGAGCUGGGUACUACCUCAGCCUUUUCGUCCUCUUGUCUCUCUUUUCCUUUUCAGUCCAGUCAGACAUUGUGUUUCCUAAGGACCAUCAUUUUUCAUGGAAAGCAGGCCAGUGGGGUCAGUGUAUCGGGGAGGACUGUGGUUCUGGUGGAGUUCAGACAAGGACAAUAUGGUGUGUGCACAUGGAGGGCUGGACCACCCACCAUACGCACUGCCAGCUCAUGGACAAGCCAGAAAGUCAGCGGCACUGCUUUAAGGUCUGCAACUGGCAUCAGGACCUCUUUGAGUGGGAAGUGUCAGACUGGGGGGGCUGUGUUCUUGUUCCUUUCUUUGGCAACAAGCUCACGCUGAGUACAGCUGAGUGUAUUACAGCACAACAUGGCAUCCAGAGGCGCAAAGUCCACUGUGUACGUACUUCAAACCGUACCACAGUAACCUCAAGGAUAUGUGAGUUCUUUUCCCAGAAACCACCUGUGGAGCAGGCAUGUCUCAUCCCUUGUCCCCAGGACUGUGUAGUUUCAGACUUCACCUCCUGGUCAAGUUGCAGCAAAUCUUGCGGUACUGCCCUGCAACAUCGGACUCGACAUGUCCUGGCCACGCCAAUGUACGGAGGUGCAAACUGCCCUAACUUGACAGAGACCAGGACUUGUUCUAGCCCUGUUGACUGCCCUGCUGGGGAGGGUGAAUACCAGUACAGCCUUAAAGUAGGGGCAUGGAGUGAGUGUCGGCUACCCCAUCACAAGGAUGCCCUGUUAAGCGGUAGGACCACAGUGGACUUUAGCAGCAGUGCCAGCGAGAACAACACAGUCACAUUGCACACACAGGCUUCUCACCACCAGCACCACAAUCACCACCUCCACCACCAGCACUAUCCUCAUGAGCGCAACAAGUACCCCAUGUCAUGGGAACUGGAGAUGGGAUACCAGACACGACAAGUCCGCUGCACACGGAGUGAUGGCAAGAAUGCAAUGCUGAGUCUCUGUACCAAGGGCAACUCCCCCCUGACCUUUCAGGCAUGUGUGAUGCCCAAAGACUGUCAGACAUCUGAUUGGUCAACAUGGAGUCCAUGCUCGAAGACCUGCCGGUCCACUGACCUGUCUCCUGGUUACCGCCUCCGGUCACGGAUCAUGACACAGAUCCCAGUUGGGGGAGGAAAACGAUGUUCUGCCCUUGAGGAAAAAGAAGCUUGCAACAUUAUAGGAGAUUUACUUCCAAAUUGCCCCAGGUAUGUGUGGAGGACUACUGACUGGAGAGAAUGUCACAUCUUGCCCUUACUGAGCCAGCAGGAGAGGCGGCUGGCUAACAUAAGUAUUCUGUGUGGAGGGGGGAUCCAGAACAGGAAGACCUACUGUGUUCAAGUCCCUGAUGAUGCAGCACCACAUCACAGGAAAGAGGUGUCCAGGCCUGUGAAUGUAAGGCUGUGCGCUGGUGAAGAGCCCCCCUCGGCUAUCCAGAACUGCUCCAUCCCUUGCCAGCACCACUGCUUGCUCUCCCAGUGGUCAUCCUGGGGUGCCUGCCUACAUGACAACUGCAAAGAACCACAGGGAAAGAGAGGUUUCAGGCAGAGGAGGAGAGAGUUGUUGUGGGAGUCCAGCAGUCCUCUGGAGACCUGCCCUCAUCUGGUGGAGUCGGUCCCUUGUGAGGAUCCUGUCUGCUACCUGUGGAAGGUCCAACAGGAAGAAAGAUGCAUUCCUAGUGAAAGCCCCUGUGGUCCUGGAACUGCAGUCCAGAAUGUGACCUGUGUCAGCGCUGAAGGGGAAAAUGUGCCCAUUACCCUCUGUGAAGCUGACCAACCCCCCACAGAAGUGUCCUGUGAGGUACCCUGUUCUGCAGACUGUGUGGUUGGCUCCUGGUCUUCCUGGUCUCCCUGCUCACACAGCUGUGCCACCAAGAACGCAGAGGGCCGACAGAGCCGCACUCGCACAGUGUUGGCCCUCCCAGGGAAAGGAGGGAAGGAGUGUCCAGCUGCUCCAGCCCUGGAAGAGUGGAGGGUCUGUAAUGACCAUCCCUGUAUGGUGUUCUUCUGGGAGGCCUCACCCUGGGGUCCCUGUAUUGAGGAUGCCUCCAUAGAUCUCAAUGGAACCAGCUUCUCUAAUGGGAGCCAUUCCUGUGCCGUGGGUGUUCAGAUCCGUAAAGUCAACUGUGUGAAGAUGAACGUUGGACCUGUCAUAAGCAAAAGGUGUUCAGAUUCUGCUCGUCCAGAAACCGUCCGACCCUGUUUGCUCCCCUGCAAGAAGGACUGCAUUGUGACACCCUUCAGUGAAUGGACAGCCUGCCCAUCAACCUGUAUGCCAGAUAACGCGACUGCCGCCACGCAGUCUCGAUACAGGAUCAUCAUUCAGAGGUCUGCUAAUGGAGGUCAAGAGUGUCCUGACACGCUGUAUGAAGAGAGAGAGUGUGAAUCAAUUCCUGUAUGUCCAGUGUAUAGAUGGAGGACACACAAGUGGCACAGCUGUACUCUGGUUCCAGAUUCUGUUCGACGUGGAUUAUCUGGACCAGGCGAAACAUGUGGAAAUGGUUUAGAAACAAGAGGACUCAGUUGUAUUGAGGAGAGUGGUGAAGCGGCCAAUAUGACAGAGUGCCUGCGAUGGGCUGGCCCCUUGCCCCCUCAGAUCAGAGAGUGCCGGGUGGCUUGCAAGGAUGACUGCACUCUAACUGCGUGGUCCAAGUUCUCUGAAUGCACUGGAUGUGGCAGCUCCCGCAGUCGCAAGCGCUCACUCACAGGUCGCAGUAAAAAGAAGGAUCAUUGCCUGAAUGAGAAGUUGUACCCACUAGAGGAGACAGAGACCUGUCCCUGUGAUGAAUUUUUGUCCCAGCCCUAUGGGAACUGGUCUGCUUGCAUCCUCCCUGAUCCUUCAGCCCCAGGGUCCCUGAAGGGCUGGAUGAGCCACCGAGAGGUAAAGGAGUGUGGCCAAGGUCUGCGCUACAGAGCUGUGGCUUGUAUUGACCAGCAGGGACACCUGGUCAACCCCACUCUCUGUACAGAUUCAGGCUACACAGUGGAGGUUUGCCACAUCCCAUGCCCCCUAGACUGUAAGCUCAGUGACUGGUCAGCCUGGUCAGCCUGCAGUGCAUCCUGUGGCAGUGGGUUGAAGAUCAGAUCCAAGUGGCUCAGGGAGAAAGCUUUCAACGCCGGACGCCCAUGCCCCAGGCUGGAUUUGAAAAACCAGGCUCAGGUGUACGAGGCUGUGCGGUGCCACAGUGAAUGCAGCCAAUACGAGUGGAAGAUCGAGGCAUGGUCCAUUUGUACCAUCAACACCGUGGAUGACCUGCCAGCCUGCGGGGAGGGAGUCCAAAGCCGCAAGAUCAGGUGUGUGAAGAAAGGAACAACAAGUGGGGAGGCCAGCAGUGUGGAGGACAGCUUGUGUGAUCAAGAGGAAAUGCCACCCAGAGCCCAGGUGUGCUUUCUGGCUUGCGCCAACGACUGUGUCACAGCACCCUGGGGACCGUGGAGCAACUGCCCUCCGCAAUGUGACCAAGGAACAGCAAGGAACAGGAGCAGACAUAUUCUCCGACUCCCAGCCUCAGAAAACGCGGCAUGCCCAGAGUUGGUCCAGUCAGAGCCAUGCGUCCUCAACAGCACCUGCUUCAUGUACCAGUACAGAGUCUCAGACUGGAGUACAUGCCAGCUGAGGGAAAACGCCAUUUGUGGUCAGGGUUCACGAUUGCGUCUCUUGGACUGUAUUCGCAGCGAUGGCAAGAUUGUGGAGUUGAAGAAGUGCGAGCAGUUUGGUCUUAUCAACAAGUGGGGGCUGUCGGAAAGCUGUGUGGUUGACUGUCCUGUCAGCUGUAUUCUCUCCGAUUGGUCGUCGUGGGCGGAAUGCUCGCAUAGCUGCGGUAGCCAAGGUCAGUCUGUUCGAACCCGGAGAAUCCUGCAGGAGGCUCACGAGGAGGGUCGGCCUUGUCCCAACCAGCUCACCCAGACCAAGCCAUGUCCCAUAAGGCCUUGCUAUACUUGGCAGCUGAGUGACUGGUCUUCGUGCACUAUAGAGGGUGCAGAGUGUGGUGAGGGGCUUCGGAGACGGAACCUAUCAUGUGUCAUUCACUGGGGUGACUGGCCUGAGUCUCCUGCUCAUCCAGUGGAGGAGGAGCUUUGUGGAGACAAACUGAGGCAGCAGAUCCAGCAGGACAUGGAGCAGCCCUGCUUCAUCCCCUGUCCAGGAGACUGCCAUUUGACUGUGUGGUCAUCUUGGAGCUCUUGCCAGCUGACCUGCCUGGAGGGACGAAGCUUUGAGACCACGGGGCGCCAAGCUCGCUCAAGAGCUGUGAUCAUUCAGGUCAUGGAGAAUCAGGGCAGCUGCCCACAUCAAGUCUUUGAAACCCAGCCCUGUAAAGGAGGAAAAUGCCACAGUUACCAGUGGAGGACAGGAGGAUGGAGCAACAAUGAGAGAGUGGUGUGGUGUCAGCGCUCAGAUGGUGUCAAUGUCACAGGGGGGUGUUUCCCACAGAAAAGGCCGACCACGGUCAGACACUGCCAUCCUCCGUGCACUAAACCCUUCUCACACUGCACACCGAGCGGAGUGUGUGGGUGUGAGAAGGGUUACACUGAAGUGAUGACCACGCAUGGCUUUUUGGACUACUGCACAAGAACCCCGGGGGUGGACAACAACAAGAAAGCUGAUGUGAAAACCAACUCUGGAAGAUUAAAACCCGGACCAUCUCAGGCACAGGAUCUCUUCAAUGAGUGGACCUUACGACCUGUUGGCCCAGAUGGAAGAAUAAAACUGUGGGUGUACGCCGUGACUGCUGUUGGAUUCAUCUUAAUACUCUUCAUUAUUGCAUUAUCAUUCCUGGUCUGUAAGCCAUCCAAAACCACAAAGACGUCUCCUCCUCCGCAGAAACCCUUGACCCUGGCCUAUGAUGGUGACAUGGAUAUGUAACCAGAAUGCAAUACCUCAAAAGGACGCGCUCGGUCUCGGACAGACUCCUGACUGCGUUCAGAUUGUUAGCAAGCACGUCCAUCGCAUACUACUGAUUGUUGGAAAGUUUGAGCUUGGUGACAAUUCGCUGUCGUGGCACUUGUCUUGCAAAAAUGCAGCAAACAAGCGAUGCUCAAGCAUGAUUUGCUGUAGUCCAGAUUUUUGGCUGCAGCAAAACUGUCCUCCACGCAAAAGAGGAACCAAAGCAGAACAUGGUGAAAAUGACAGAAAAAGGUCUCUAGACAUAGAAAAUAAAUGGACCUCUGGUUUCUUUUUUUUUUUAAAACUGCUAGCAAUGUGAACACAAUUGAAGCACUGUUGAAGAGGGCAAAGACGAAGUGGAUUUUGGAGUUUUUCGUGUGUCAGGAAUCAGAGAGACCACCUGGUUACUUGUCUCGUAUUUGUGUUGUGAGGGAGACGAAACAUCUCGAGUCAGCAGUCACCCAUGACAUUCAAAGGUGGAACAACAGAAGCAUUUGACAUUUGACUUUGUCUCAUCAGUGCUGGAUCUUUGUAAAGGGAAAUGUCACAAGCCUUUUGGGUAAACAAACAGCCUUUUUUUGAAUUUCUGAGAAUAAACAAGAUGCUCUAUGCACUACGUUAGUGCUGAUUCACUUUUGUUUCUUCUUUCUUUUUUGUUUUCCUUUCAAAUGACUUUUCUAGUGAUUUCAGUGUAAUGCAAGUUGUUGCUGUCAGAUUGUGUUUUGUUGAUGAUGUCAUAUGUGGUGUAUAUGUGGAAACCAAACGCAGGUUUGCCUUGAAUUUAACAAUACUAUGAUGCAGUAAUUUCUCCUCCCUAAUUCACCUAAGACUCUUUGCCACUGAGGACUAAAUUACAAAACGAAACAUGGCGACAAAUGCAGUCGAGAAUAACAUACACAGACCUUUAACACAAUGUAUCAAAUACCAGCAUGAUAAAGUUCAUACCUCAUACAAACGUUUUCCAUCAAAUACUAAAUAAAAAUGCACUGGUCACCAAAACAGAUACAAGAAUAGAAAUUAGAAGAAUUAUCCAUUGGAGAAAAUAUGCGUUCCCUUUUUUUUUUUUUUAACAAUAAUGCCACGUUUCAUUUUCAUUUAACACAAUUUAUUCUCUACCAUUACACCCAAAUACAAAGUCAGCUAUUAGCAAGGAGAAAAUAUAGUUUUUGACAGUCUUGUGUUUUUUUUAUUCACUUUCAUUUUCGCACCACAAAAGCAGGGCUCAAACCAUGAAAAACAGCAAAUACCAAAUAUUUGUGAGCACAUAUUAAUUAAGAGAGCCAUCUCUUAUUUUUAUUUCUCUAACUCAUGCACAAAAGUAAAAUAUUUAAUUCAGCCCUGAAUUUAUUUCACAUUUCCACUUACAGCACAAGACAUCCAUUAAUUUUAGUGCCAGAAUAUCAUCCCAAAGCACAGUAAUGGACCAUAAACACUUAUUUAAACAUAAUUUAUACAUGCAUCCUUCAUUGCGUUAUUCAUGCUACACAGGCGAGGAGGAAUUAGGGUCCUAAUACUUUGUGGUUUUUGGCACUGACCAGGGUUUACUUUCUGCCUCUGCACACUGAAGAUUUGGUCUUGUGUUAUCUGACCUCCUUCUGAAUGUAUUUUAACAAUAAAUCUAUAAUCUUAAUGGUUGUGUGAAUAUCGUUGUUACACAUUGUAACAAUUGUAUUUCAACAGCUGAUUGUAUGUAGGCAUGCUUGAUCCAUUUUGGCAGAAAGUGUUCAGAGUGGCCUUGCAAAGAUCCUGUUUUACAUGAUGCCAAACAUUUUUUUGAGUAGUUUCUUUUUGGCAGUGUUUCUAAUAUUUGGCCAGCAAAGUCAGUGUAAGAUCCAAUUGUGAAAUACCAUUGAUUUAUAAUUAACAUGAUCAACUAAUUAACAAUCAUCUAGGCACAUCUCCAUUAUAAAACAGAGAACAGAUCACUUCUGACCUGCUGAGAGAAAUUCUAUUGGGUUAUGUUCAAGAAAAUCUAAAGGUAUGCUCACUCAUUGUUUACAGUACCAUGCUAUUUGUGUUACUAUUGUGUGUACAUGGACAGCUGGACAAAAAUGCAAAUAAAUUGUGGAAC
Messenger RNA from Larimichthys crocea (large yellow croaker), 7857 nucleotides. RefSeq names its product thrombospondin, type I, domain containing 7Ba (gene thsd7ba). The transcript is spliced from 30 exons. Bases 834 to 5765 code for a protein of 1643 amino acids. Gene Ontology annotation, biological process: actin cytoskeleton organization. Gene Ontology annotation, cellular component: plasma membrane. Lineage: Eukaryota; Metazoa; Chordata; Actinopteri; Sciaenidae. The record is from RefSeq and is a predicted model, not a curated record.